This is a messenger RNA of Clonostachys rhizophaga, 573 nucleotides long. NCBI's taxonomy places the organism in Eukaryota, Fungi, Ascomycota, Sordariomycetes, Hypocreales, Bionectriaceae. The record is from the annotation of a GenBank genome assembly.
AUGCAGAGCUUGCGUGGGAUGAUUGCAACGACGGGAUCUAUUGUCGUGGCCGGUGCUGGACUGGCGGCCGUCGAGUUAGCGGGCGAGCUGAGAAGCAAAGACGUUACUCUAAUAGCCGCGGAUGUCUUACCCCUUGGACCUGAAGCGCGUUUAGAUAUACGACAGACUGUUGUUGACGAGUUAACUCAACUUAAGGUUAAGGUUAUGGCCAAUACGCAUGUCGUCGAAGUUUCUACUACUCCUGCUAGGAACCAAUCGCUCGUGCUGAAAUCUACUGACAAAGUGCCGGAUGAUACCGCCAUCACCGUUCUUGAGGCUGAUUUCUACAUCCCGGCGUUCGGUGUACGACCGAGCAUCGCUUUCGUGCCAGAAGAAGUGCUUGACCCUGAUGGUCGUGUCAAGGUCGAUCGCACGACGCUGCACGCCACAGGUUACGCCAAUAUAUUCGCUCUGGGCGACGCCGCCAACGCUCAAACGGCCACGGGCAAGCAUGCUGAUACUCAAAUUGGUUACCUUGCGCCGGCCAUGCAGGUCUGGCUGAUCGGGCGUCUCAUUCCCCAAAUACAAGGCUGA